AUGGAUGGUAUUUGGGAAUUAGACGUCAAAAAUGCGCUCUACCUUAUCCGGGAGACAAACGACUGUGUGAACCAAUUCUCACGCAACAUCGAUGGCAAUGACAAACAAACGUACGGCACGAUCGUACGUGCUAAGCUGGAUGCAUUGCGAAAGACCAUCACAAACCUCGAGUUGACAUUGCGUGAUAUGGCAAGCAGCGCCGGCGCAGAAAGCACAUUGAUAUCUCGGAGACAUCAAUUUGACGAUAUAAAACGAUCGUAUCAACAAUUGGAAGGGGCUCUUAAUCACCCUGGUGGUAAUGUUCCCCUGUCCACCACGCAGCCGGCUUUUCAGCCACGCGAACUAGACCAAAUGUCAAAAUCCAGCCUUUAUGACUAUAGGCAAUCGGUUAUGCGUGCUCAAGAGGACGAGCUAGAGAUGCUUGACUCCACUGCUGGAGCAAUACAUAACAUAAGUACACAUAUCAGGGACGAGGUAGAUUACCAUUCGGGUCUUAUGACUGAUCUAGAGACUGCCAUGGAUUCUUCUCACGCCCAAAUUUUGAGCAACCGAGCAACAUUUGAGCAGCUGAUACGCCGUAGCAGUAAGCGCCGUCUGAUGUUCUACAUUGUAGUUCUGACGGUCAUUCUGGUGCUUAUACUUAUACUAUAG
Babesia sp. Xinjiang is the source of this 651-nucleotide messenger RNA. RefSeq lists its product as uncharacterized. The record is from RefSeq and is a predicted model, not a curated record. The transcript is spliced from 3 exons. NCBI's taxonomy places the organism in Eukaryota, Apicomplexa, Aconoidasida, Piroplasmida, Babesiidae. The coding region runs from base 1 to 651 and encodes 216 amino acids.